AUGGAUGAGCGAGGGAUCAAGGUGAAGCGGACAAGCAGCCUCUGGGAGACCGAGCCUAUGUAUGUCAAGGAUCAAGAUCUCUUCAUGAAUGGUGCUUGUGAGGUCGAGACCGAGCUCGAGCCGCUUGCUCUCCUUGACGCAUUGCAAGCCAUUGAGCGGGAGAUGGGGAGGGUCAAGGUAAUAGACAAAGGACCAAGAAACAUCGACCUAGAUAUCCUCCUCUACGGCGACGAGAAGGUGCAUAAUGAGAGGCUCAGUGUCCCGCACAUUGGCAUUCCUGAGAGGGAAUUUGUGCUGCGACCACUUGCAGAACUGGCACCAUCCAAGUCUAUAGAUCCUUCAAAGCCAUGGAGACUGGUCCAGGACUACCUGAACGAUCUUCCUCCUGCCGCGCCCCUUUCGUCUGUCACGCCUUUGCGGUCCUCAUCAUCAAACCUGACGCCUCUCGUGCACACAAGAAAAACGCAGAUUAUGGGCAUCUUGAAUCUGACACCAGACUCAUUCUCUGAUGGCGGCCUUCACGACCCUGCGAAUCUGACCAGUACCAUCUUGGACUAUGUGCAUAAGGGAGCCUCCAUCAUCGACAUUGGUGGGCAGUCUACCGCUCCCGGCACGGAGCAGGUAUCGUCCGAGGAGGAAGCAGCCCGUGUCCUCCCCACAAUCGAUCUCAUACGCUCCAUCCCCGAAGCACGCGAUAUCGUCAUCAGCGUCGAUACAUACCGAGCGUCGGUGGCAAGCCAGGCCAUCGACCGCGGCGCUGACAUCAUCAACGACGUUUCAGCCGGGCUUCUGGACCCCGACAUGCUGCCCACCGUAGCCCGUCUGGGUAAAUCGAUCUGCCUCAUGCACAUGCGCGGAACGCCACAGACAAUGUCCAAGCUCACCUCGUACCCCGAGGGCCUGAUCCCUACCGUGGCUUCGGAACUUCUCGCACGAGUAUCAGCCGCCGAGGCUGCAGGCAUCCGUCGGUGGCGCAUCAUCCUUGACCCGGGCAUCGGGUUCGCUAAGACCGAGGACCAGAACCUGGAGCUCCUGCGGAGCCUCGAGGAGCUCAGGCACUGGCCUGGCCUGCAAGGAUUCCCUUGGCUUGUGGGCUCCAGCCGCAAGCGAUUCGUGGGUCGAAUCACCGGAGUGGAGAGGCCGGCCGAACGAGUUUGGGGAACGGCGGCUACAGUAGCGGCGGCUGUGCAAGGUGGCGCCGACGUCGUGCGCGUACACGACGUCUCGGAAAUGGGGAUGGUUGCUAGGAUGUCAGACGCCAUCUGGAGGAUCUGA
Messenger RNA from Clonostachys byssicola, 1275 nucleotides. The record is from the annotation of a GenBank genome assembly. Lineage: Eukaryota; Fungi; Ascomycota; Sordariomycetes; Hypocreales; Bionectriaceae.